UAUAUAUAUAUAUAUAUAAGGGAGAAAAAAAAAAAAGAAAGGAGAGAAAGAUUUAUCUCUCUCUUUCCUGGUGUGCUUUCAUGAGAAGACGACGGUGCUUUCAUGAGGGAUUAAACAGCGAAAAAACAGCGGAGCCGUGAGACCAGUAGCGACAACAUGCGGGAGAAAAGAUGGCUUCUGCUCGCUUUGUUCGGAAUCUUAUUGAUCAAUGCGGUCACGGAUGGGAUGAAGGCUACGAGACCGAAAUUUAAAAUCGCAACGACUUCGACGACGACAACCACUACCGAGGAAUCACCGAUCGAGGAAAACGAGAACGAAGAUGCGACAACCUCAAAUUCAUCGGAAGGUAACGCAACAACCGGGCACACGUUAACAGGAAUCCCUCAAAUUGAUUAUAUUUGGGAUCCAAAUUUGCCUCGUGAAUUGAACGGCUACAAUCUCAGUGAUUAUCCAUUCUACAACAGUAUUCCAGAGGACAUUGACUUCAAGUGCGACGGCCUACACGAUGGUUUUUAUGCGAGCGUACCUCAUAAGUGUCAGGUUUAUCAUCACUGUCUAUUCGGCACUCGUUACGACUUCCUAUGUGCAAAUUUCACGGCAUUCGAUCAGAAAACCUUCAUUUGCCAUUUCGUGUCUGAGGUAGAUUGCGCCAACUCAAAAAAGUACUGGCAUAGGAACGAUGCCCUUUACAAGGCGACAACCAGCUCAACGACCUCGACAUCAACUACGACUACAACGACUGUUGCACCUGUCACAGUGGCUUCCUUGUCGAAUGGGCGAGUUUCUUCUCGCGAACGAGAUUUAAGACGAAGAAGACCAUAUUCAAGAAGGAGACCUUAUGAGUAUUACGAUGAGGAUUAUUACGAUGACGAAUACACGCGACCACGUGGAUACGAUAGACGCGAUGAUUACGAAUACGAAGAUAGGAAAUAUAGAAGAGAUAGAGAUAGAGAUGUCAGGGAUCGAGAUCGUGAUUUUCGUGAUAGGGAUACUACUAGAUCCAGGGAUACAACUAUCAGAGACGAAAGAGAUCGAGACGUUCCUCCUAGGGAUAGAUAUCCAACUAGAAAUAACAGGAGAGAUCAAACAAGGCAAAGAGAUCCACCAAAAGAGGAGACCAGAGGCUUGAAAACUAGAGAACAAGAACAAUCUAGAUCGCGAGAAAUUGAGGACCCAGAAUUGGAUGAUCGAAGAAUCGAUUCGAGGGCUAGAGAUAACGACGAUAGAAGGUAUUCCGAUAAAAGGUUUAGGGAUGAUUACGAUGAUAAAGACUCCGGUGCUCUGCCAGGUCAAGGAUCGGUCAGUGUUACCGAAGGACUCGUCAAACCAGCUGCUCCAAUCACUUCGGUCUAUUCCAGACCAAGGGCUCCUCCUAAAAUUCGAAGACCGGUACCAUUAUCCGAACAAGACCGCUAUGCAUAUAAGUCCACGUCUGCGCAAUCUACUGAAGAACCACGAAGACGACCGGUUGAUUUUGAAGAUGAUUAUUACGACGACGAAUUAGAAGAUGUCAGACCAAUGAGACGACCAAUCAGACGUAGACCGAGUUAUAGGGAAAGAGAUAGAGAUCGUGAUUUCUACGAUGUCAGGGACAGGGAACGAGAUCGACCCUUCAGAAUUCGAUAUCGCGAGGAUGAAGACGAUAUACGACCCAGGAAGCAUCCCGAUCGCUCGAGAGACCGUUACUACGAUAGGGAACGAGAAAGGGAUCGUAGUUUGGAACGUAAUAGAGAUCGAUCGGUUGAUCGUGGAAAGGAUCUCUCCGCUCCGAGAUCCUUGGAUCGCGAUCGUGGAAGAUAUCAAGACGCUGACAGAAUUGAGAGACCGUAUUCUUCUAAUCGACCUCUAGAACGGGAAAAAGACAAUAGACAGACAAUAGACGAGAAAUCUCGAUCGUCCUUCAGAUCGAAAGAUUUAUCAGAUACCACGGAGACAUCUAGAAGACCUAUCUCAACGACGAGUACAACGUGCAUGCCGGAAAUGCCUGUGGUGCACGAAAUAAAACCGGAAACAAAGCAAAUACCCGUUGAUCGUUUCGAAAGACCAGAACGUCCAACGAGACCACCUCAAUCGCAUAACACCAACAAUAAUAACAAUGGUGCUCGGGUAUCAUUCGAAGAGAAAGAAGAAAAUCUUGGUGAGAAAUCUAUUAUUAAGCCGCUUCAUUAUACAACCUUCCAAGAACGAGAUCAAGAAGAAGAAGAGGAACAAGAUCAUCGAAACCCUCAACUACAACAACAUCAUACAUCAUCUUACUCGGAGGAAUACUCUUCGGAAUAUUAUGACGAACCAGAGGAUCCACCAAUUCCUCCCCCAAGGACAACCGUACGUAUCGUCAAGAGACCAUUUUUACCAUCACGUGGUGGAGUUCCUAAUCCUAGAGGACUUUCGCCGGUUGGUUCGAAAGCACCAAGAAGAGAGGACGACAGAAGUACGGAAAGAACGAGUCUGCAACAACAACAUGAGGAAAACCACAAAGGUUAUUAUGUUCCUGAACAAGAGAGCAAACGAAUUAAUCAGGAUGGUAAACGCGAAGAAGAGAAACGAACGUACGACGCUUACAAAGUAAUUCAAAGCGAUCUUCAACAAAAACAAAGACAGGAAGAAUAUGAUAUAACUAUAGCCAGACCGAUAUUACGUAGACCUGUCGAAAGACAACGCGAAGAUGAAGAAACGAAAUCUUUAGAAUUAAAUCCUAUACCUAAAACACCUUCCACCGAAUCUUAUGAAAAAAUUCAGAAAACACUUGACCUAGGAGUGCCGACGAGUAACAACAAGUGGUCUACCGAACAAUUUAUCAGUAACAAAGAAAACAACGAUGGUAUAAUACCAACGUCUUCGGGAUCACCAAUUCGUAACAAAAGCAGACAACCCGUCACCGAAACUUCCAAUCUCUAUAGCUCGACUUACAAAGAGGAAGACAUCCACGAGCAACCUUCUGGACCAAGUAGUUACCGAGUGAAACAAAGGAUAAAUGAGGUGACGCAUAAACUUCAGGAUAUUCCGGAUAGCGAGUAUGACGUCACGCUAAACGAUGCCCUGACACCGACAUUAAAUCAAGAAACCAACUUGCCGAGUGGUUUCGUUUUGCCUCUUCACAGACAACUCAGUAGAGACACGGUCUUGCAAUCGUCCGAAGACAAUUACAAAAUCUCCAGACCAAUCGGCCAGCAACAACAAAAGCCAUUUGUACCGAGCCCUCAGUUCGAUCCAGCACCAGCUGUCCCAAACGACAGACAACGAACUGUUUAUUAUAGAACACCGGAAUCAAUUCCAUACAGUGGACAACAUUACAGACAACAAAGUGGACCUUGGCAAGAUUAUACCGGUUAUUAAAGAGAUACUCGUCGUAAAAGAGGGAUAAAAAUUAGAAGAAAAAUGGGAAGAAAAUUGGUCACAGAACAAAUUUAAAGAUUUCCCAAGUAUUCCUUUAAGUUCUCAAUGUUGAUUGUUCACAUACGAAGGUUCUCGUGAGAGAUUGGCUCGUGACAAGAGGAAUUAUAUGUGGAUGGAUAUUGUGUAAGGUUUAGCAGAUUCUUUGAUGUCUUUCAUUUCGAUUAAUUACACAAUAUGAUAAAGAAAUAUCGUCAAAUAAUUUUCAAUACAGAAUUAAAUGAUUAGCAAUAAGUAAAAAAAGGAAACAAAUGUUCGAUUAUACCUGCGUGAGAUACUUAUUGCAGAAAAAGCGCUCGUUCUCUUUUUCUUUUCCUAUUUUUUUUUUAUUUAUGCAGGGUUGCCGAAAAUCAAAUCAUUAUAUUAAACGCAUUUCAAGUAAAACAUAUUUUUAAAUCGUCGCUCCUAUAGAAUUAAAACGAUAUAUCUAUUUUAUCAAACAAAGUAGUCGAUCUAACUAUAUUAGUGAAAUUCUAUAUUUUUUAAACGAUCCCUAUAAUGUGCAUGAAAUAAAAAAACCUCAUCUAAUACGAUUUAGUUGUCUAUCAACAAGUUUAUUUUCUAAACUACGAUAACUUUUGAGAUUUCUUUCACGCGGCCUCAAUUAUUAUUAUAUUUUUUAGAGACGUAAAGAUAACAUAGAAAAUAUAAUCGACGAUGGGAGAGACCUUUAGCCUUCAUCUCGUCGAUUAAACUUGUAAAUAUACGUACGAUUAUCGAUAUCCUCUCGAAUUAAAUUAUUUCUUAUAAGAGCGAUAAAUAAUAUAGUUUUCUCCUAUAAAGAUGUUACUUACACGUUUCAUAUAAUUCGUCAAAUAAAAUUAUAAUAUAUUAGAUAUUAGAGCGAACACAACGAACUUCCUGAGUGUAUAUCUUACAUCAUGAUAAUAAUGUAAAUUAUAUUAUCGAUACUUGCGUACGACAUAAACAAAUAUAAAAAGGAUUUCUUUAAAGUAUUCGUCAUUUGAUACCUUCAAACAGCAUCCUUAAUUAUACUUAUAACGAUCAACUUUUUUUUCAAGCAAGACAGUGAAUAUUAUUUUAGUAAGAAGUUCGAAAAUGUUUAUUAUUAUAGUACAAAUGAAAUAAUUUACGCAACGAAAUUAUUAUUAAGCGCUCUCCGUAAAUGCCAAUGAACAAACAGUAGGUCAGAAAAUAUACCUUACAGUUCAAACGGUGAGCGCAUACCUUUGGAACCAAACGAAUUUUAUAUAUAUAGACUUACGUAUAAUUAUAAUAUUAUUCAAAUACGGAGAAGUAUAUUAAAAAAUAUUUGUAUUACGCCACACACAUUAAUUAUGAAAAAAUUUGUGAAUAUCGAGCUUGUGCCGAAAAAAAUUAGUGUAUCAGUCAAUAACAGACGUCCGUUAAAAGAUAACAUAAUUUACAUCACAGAGUCAAAAUGACAACUUCUUAAAAAAAAAACCACGGAUACACAAAAUAUACGACAUCUUAUUCCUAAAAAGAAUCAAAGGAAGCUCAAAACUAAGCAAUUGUAGGAUCAUCUUGACGAAAUACGGAUAAAUAAUACUGUGACAAGUAUAUAACAUAUUUCAAUGAAAAUUUGCGUAUACGUGGCUAUUGCUAAAAACAGUUAACAGUUACGAUAUUCAGUCAAAUCACUGCGAUGCGACAUUGACGACAACGUGAUAGAUGCACGACACAACAAAUAAACAAAAGAGUCUUCAAGUAAUUCAUUGAUCUUAUUACAGAAUAUAAUUUGUUGCGGCAAAAAUAGAUUACUUAAAAA
Polistes canadensis is the source of this 5143-nucleotide messenger RNA. Its product is annotated as zinc finger CCCH domain-containing protein 13. Bases 157 to 3336 code for a protein of 1059 amino acids. Gene Ontology annotation, molecular function: chitin binding. The transcript has 8 exons. The record is from RefSeq and is a predicted model, not a curated record. Gene Ontology annotation, cellular component: extracellular region. NCBI's taxonomy places the organism in Eukaryota, Metazoa, Arthropoda, Insecta, Hymenoptera, Vespidae.